Olea europaea var. sylvestris is the source of this 1296-nucleotide messenger RNA. Its product is annotated as NAC domain-containing protein 100-like. NCBI's taxonomy places the organism in Eukaryota, Viridiplantae, Streptophyta, Magnoliopsida, Lamiales, Oleaceae. Gene Ontology annotation, biological process: regulation of DNA-templated transcription. The transcript has 3 exons. The record is from RefSeq and is a predicted model, not a curated record. The coding region runs from base 310 to 1296 and encodes 328 amino acids. Gene Ontology annotation, molecular function: DNA binding.
CUCAGCUUUAAGGUUAGUUCCCGUGGCUUGUAUCUCUUUUUUCUCCAUAUUUCCCAUUUCCUUCAUUCUUUCCCAUAGCUUUUUCUUCUAGAUCAGAAUCAACCCACUUAUAAGUGGAUUAUUUUCUGGAUUUGGGAUUCUUUUUUUUUUCUUUUUCUUUUUUAUAUAGUGGUCUUUAGAAAGUAGGAAUUGUUUGGCUAGAAUCCACUGAACUAUAAAGGGUUUUAGGAGCCAGAAAAAGUUGAAGCUUAUAUAUAGAAAACGAAGAUUUCUGAAUCAGAAAUUUGUUAAGAAUCGAAUACUUCUGAAAUGGAGAACAAUCUCGGAGUUGUCAAAGACGCUGAUCAAUUGGAUAUGCCAGCUGGAUUUCGAUUUCAUCCUACAGACGAAGAAUUAAUUACUCAUUAUUUAUCGAACAAAGCUGUUGAUAGUAAUUUCUCUGCUAUAGCUAUUGGAGAGGUGGAUAUGAACAAAAUUGAGCCAUGGGAAUUGCCAUGGAAAGCGAAAAUCGGAGAAAAAGAAUGGUACUUUUUCUGUAUGAGGGACAAGAAAUAUCCGACUGGUUUGAGGACAAACCGAGCUACUUCUGCAGGAUACUGGAAAGCCACGGGAAAGGAUAGAGAAAUUUUCCGAGGAAAAACUCUAGUUGGGAUGAAGAAAACAUUGGUUUUUUACAAGGGAAGAGCCCCCAAAGGUGAAAAAUCAAAUUGGGUUGCCCAUGAAUACAGAUUGGAAGGAAAAUACUCUGUUCAUAACCUGCCAAAAUCAACUAAGAAUGAUUGGGUUAUUUGUAGGGUAUUUCACAAGACAACCGGUGGAAAUAAAGUACACAUUUCUGGCCUAAUGAGAACGAAUUCUGUUGAAAACGAGUUUUCGCCCUCAACAUUGCCACCACUAAUGGAUUCUUCGACGUAUAAUUGUACAAUGAAUCCCGAAGAAGUAAAAUCCAGUCACGUGCACUGCUUCUCCAAUUCGAGACAAGAAGAACAGCUGAAUUCUUUCCGCAACUCCAUUUUCCAUUCGACUUCAAAUCCCCUCGAAACUUUUCCUCCUACUUCACUUCCUAACGAAUUUCUGUGGAAACAAUUUUCUCCAAUCCAAUUCGCAGAUUCAUUUCCAUUGCAAGAUUCCUCAUUUCUUCGAACAGUUCUGGGAAAUUCUGGUCCAAACAUGAAUCAAAUCUUCUCAAAAGACAAGGAAAUGGUGCCUAUCUCCGAAGCAACUGCUUUAAGCACUGAUGCGAACACUGAAAACUCCUCUAUAGGACCUGAGUACCUGAAUCCCUUUUGGAGUUAG